AGUAUUUUUACCGCAAAGCCACAGAGCAAAGGCGCUGAUCUGAAACGGAGAGGUUGGAGACCGAGGGAGGGCGAGGAUGAGAGGACAGAUUGAGGAGGAUCUAGUGGCAGAGACCUGCUGCCUUCUCCUCCAGAUCUCCGCGGCCUGUGGGCCAGCAUGAAGCAGGCGCCAUGGGCUUUCUGGAAAACUACCAGGAGAUCGACCCCGUCACUUUGAACCUUUGCAUCCUCAUCGCCAGCUACGUUAUCUUGCUCCUGGUUUUCCUCAUAUCCUGCAUCAUGUAUGACUGCCGGGGCAAAGAUCCCACCAAGGAGUACGCUCCGGACCCGCAGCCCACUCAGUCCCCCAUCAGGCUGGUGGUGAUGCAGAGCUCCUCGGCGCCGAUGGGCCGGUGGGACACGGCCAACAUGAUCACCACCUACCACGAACCGUCGCACUCGGACUUCAGGGAGAAGAAGAGCACGAUGGUGUGAAGGACGCAGCGCUGAGAAACUCUGUACAUACCUCACCUCACCUCUUUUCUUUUCUUUUCUUUUCUUUAUUGCUGUACAUGUUCGUUUGCUUUUACGUGUUGCUGUUUUGUGCCGGGACAAUGCUCGGAUUUAACCUGCACAGGACCAGACUGGCAAGGUUCAUGAACCGACGGGCUUCUGCUAACUGUCGCUACCAGCCCACCGUCUAUGAACAUGCUGCCAACUGCUACACUCACGCACUCCUCAUCGUGCCGGCCUUCGUGGGAAUGACGCUGUUGCACUGCUUGUCCGACAACAACUGGGAGCGGGUCACGGCCUGGGUGUACGGACUGGGCCUGUGCGCCCUCUUCGUGGUCUCCACCGUGUUUCACAUCAUCACCUGGAAGAAGAGCCACAUGAGGUCAGUGGAGCAGUGCUUCCACAUGUGUGACCGAGUCGUCAUCUACGUCUUCAUCGCUGCCUCUUACACACCUUGGUUGAACCUGCGGGAGCUCGGACCGUUAGCGGCUCACAUGCGCUGGUUUGUGUGGCUCAUGGCUGCAGCCGGGACCAUUUAUGUCUUCAACUAUCAUGAAAAGUACAAACUGGUGGAGUUGGCCUUCUACUUGACUAUGGGAUUUUUUCCUGCAUCAGUCGUGACAUCAAUGAGCAACACGGACGGCCUGCAGGAGCUGGCGUGUGGAGGACUCAUCUACUGCCUCGGCGUGUUCUUCUUCAAGAGCGACGGCGUCAUCCCCUUCGCUCACGCCAUCUGGCACGUGUUUGUGGCUCUGGCUGCCGCCGUGCACUACUACGCCAUCUGGAAGUACCUGUACAACGCGCCCAGCUCCGAAUCCCUCCUCCAGUCCUGACCAGCUCUCCGCCCAGCCACCCCCCCCACCCCCCACUGCCCAACCAAGCUGCAACAGUAAAAGUUUACGACAACAACCUUAGCUUGUUUACUGUUUUGUAACCAGGAGGAAAGCAGGUUUGUCACCAUCCUCUGAUGAAAUCAAGUGUUUUUGUAAGAGAAGAAUUCUCCAAAGCUUCGGUAUUUGUGACGUUUGAUAGCGUCUUUUUAAAACCACUCAAAGCGAGUCACAUUCCUCUUUAAGGGUCGAUCCGUUUCAUCCGGAGAAAAUCGAGCAAGGUGCUAAAAAUCAGCAGCUCUUCUUAUUUCUACUGAAAGAAACCAAAGCUCCAAAUAAAGGCAGCAUAACAAAAACCUCAAAGUUUAAAAGAAAUUAAAUUGGUUAAUAAGGUGUUGAGGUAUAGUUAUUCUCGUAUCUGAUCCAAAAAUGUUGUAUAAAUCAUGUUUUCUUCUAUUUAUAUCUGUUCAGCGCAUGCUCUCUGUCUGGAAGACGUUGGCGCCCUCUGGUGGCAGCUGGGUAGCAUUCCUCAGUAUUUCAUAAUGUAGAGGAGAAACAGGAGAACUGGGGUGUUAAUGAGCCAAAUGAGGAGACUCCCAAUUAAAAGCAGUUUGAUUUAUCUUUUUUUUUUUAAAUAAAAAUGUGAAUAUUGUGUGAGUGUGUGUGUGAGCUGUUGUGCGGUGUAACAUUUCCUGUUGUGAUUUUGUGUGAUUUUCUUGUGAUUUUUGCACACCGAUGUUAAACAGUGUUUCAUAUCAUGAGGACAUUAUGAUUUUUCUUUUUGUACGUUUGCUUCCUGUUUUGUUUUUCCUUCCUAGCAACGUCUGAAACCAAAUCAUGGCUCAUGUUUUAAUAAUCAUGACUCUUCUCUUGUCUGUUUUCUAUGUUGACUCUGAUGAUCUUGGCCUUUUUGCAGAGAAUAAUUGCUUUUGUUUUGUCUCUUUCACUGGCUGGUGAUGGUUCUUCGUAAAAUCUGAACGCUCCACUGUACUGAAAAUCACCGUGGUAAUGUGACAAUAAAGACAGUAUCUGCA
This is a messenger RNA of Poecilia reticulata (guppy), 2355 nucleotides long. It is a transcript of the gene mmd, whose product is annotated as monocyte to macrophage differentiation-associated. NCBI's taxonomy places the organism in Eukaryota, Metazoa, Chordata, Actinopteri, Cyprinodontiformes, Poeciliidae. Gene Ontology annotation, cellular component: membrane. Gene Ontology annotation, molecular function: pore-forming activity. The record is from RefSeq and is a predicted model, not a curated record.